AUGCCCGGAAGCAGACGACAUCGUGAAUAUACUUAAGCGCCAAGGAACGUGUUAUCGAUUAAAGCAUAUAGACGACCCUUGAGAUCAUCGAUUUCCCCAACACCCACCAUGAUAGAAGACAUAGACGAAGCAACAUCUGCGCUCAUCGCUCAGCUCACUCUCCAAGAUAUUACAGAGAUAUCGGGUGCUCGCAAGGGAAAGGGGCGAAGCGAUGUAGCAAAGAGCGAUGAAGAGUAUGCCCUCGAUCUUCAGGCAGACUAUUGGCGCAUGGAGCUGGAUCUCCAGCUAGCCCAGAGCCUGAGCCGAGCCUUAGAGACAGAUGCCAACUGGCUGGCGGUGGAACAGGCGGCCGAGGACGAUCACAGAUACGCGCUCGCACUAUCGAACGGUGCUGAGCUCCCCGCUCAGUCUGCGAAUCAAAGCCUCUUGGAGAAUCCCGCCUUCGUGAGAACACUCUUCACGCCAUCAUCCCCCAACAUGGCAACCAAUGCUAAUGUUACCAACGAGAGAGAUCUAAUUACGACGGGCACCUCGACGCCUCUCUCGACCAGACCGCCUUCACCAUCUACCUCGUCCCAAUGCGUUAUAUGCGGAGAUCGUCUCAGGGCACAGCGUAGCUUCCGUGCUCCGUGUGAAGAUCAGUACUGCCAUGGCUGCCUCCGAGAUCUCGUCCAGGCUAGUAUCAACGACGAAUCACUGUACCCUGUCCGAUGCUGCGGCCGACCUCUUGUCGAGAGAGAUUUCUUACCACUCCUUCCUUUUUCCUUACGAACACGUUUUCAAAUCAAGUCCAGAGAGCUAGGAACGCCAGCCAUGAGCCGCGUUUACUGUCAGAACCCUAUCUGCUCGGCUUUCCUUGGUUCGUCAGAGGGAAGAGACGGCGAACAUGCUGUCUGCCCUUUAUGCAAACAGAAUGCACAUCGAGGGAAGAACUGUGUCGAAAACGCUGCGAUUCAAGACUUGCAUGCGCUAGCCCGAGACCAGCGAUGGCAGACCUGUCCAGGAUGUCAUUCAAUUAUUGAGCUCAAUCAUGGUUGCUAUCAUAUGACGUGCAGGUGCCUCACGCAGUUCUGCUAUGUUUGUGCGGUACCGUGGAAGAAUUGCCACUGCCCGCAGUGGGAUGAAGAUCGAUUGUAUAUCACUGCUCAGCGAAGGGUGGAAGAGGAGAUGGGUCCUCGCGCCACAGCAGCCGCACCAGAUAUUUUCCAGAGAGAGGUGGCAGCGAGAGCAGAGCAGCUGAGAUCCAACCACGACUGCGUCCGACACAGCUGGAGAAGAAGAAAUGGGGGAGCGAGAUGCGAAGAAUGCAGUUGGUAUUUGCGGGAGUAUCUUCUUGUCUGUACCCACUGUGGAUUAGCGGCAUGUGUUCGCUGCUGUCGGAAUCGGCUGCUGUGAUGGUCUUGAUAGCCGAAGAACAUUGAAGUUUGAACUCGUUUGUGUCUGGUAGAAUAUUCCGUGGCGCUUGGCCUAAAUGAACAGUAAUUUUGAAUGACUGGUUGUGUACUGUGACUCAAUCUGGAAAAAAUAAAUUAGAGAAACGGAG
Molecule: messenger RNA, 1543 nt
Organism: Desarmillaria tabescens
Lineage: Eukaryota; Fungi; Basidiomycota; Agaricomycetes; Agaricales; Physalacriaceae
Exons: 3
Coding region: 109-1395 (428 amino acids)
Biological process (GO): protein polyubiquitination; ubiquitin-dependent protein catabolic process; positive regulation of proteasomal ubiquitin-dependent protein catabolic process
Cellular component (GO): cytoplasm; ubiquitin ligase complex
Molecular function (GO): ubiquitin protein ligase activity; ubiquitin conjugating enzyme binding; zinc ion binding
Source: RefSeq, a predicted model, not a curated record